Molecule: messenger RNA, 482 nt
Organism: Acanthoscelides obtectus
Lineage: Eukaryota; Metazoa; Arthropoda; Insecta; Coleoptera; Chrysomelidae
Source: the annotation of a GenBank genome assembly
CUCAUCGAGUAAGCUGCUGUAUUAGUGGUUUUGAACAGGCAUUUGGAGACGUAGUAUUAACCAUGGAGUAUCCCAGAAUUUGGUUGAUUCUGUCCAUAGGUAUCUCAGCAAUUGUGGCAAUAAAUGCCGUCAAAUGUUUUGACUGCGUCGCACAGGCAGUAAGAGGCGAUAAAUGUGGUGAACGACAGAAUCGAAGCACAUCUUACUACUUCGAUUGUGCGACACUGACGCCUGAAUCAGGUGACAACUAUUCAUGUGCAAGACUAGAGUACAAGCAAGAUGGACUACACAAGAUCACCAGAUCAUGUCUAAUCAACAAUGGCGAUCUAACUUGUAACAAACUCAGGAAGAUAUCGCAAGUGAAGCUAUACAGCUGCGCAAUCUGUGACAUGGACUUCUGUAAUGGAGUAUAAAGUUAUUAUGCCUUAUCAGUGAUAUUUUAAUAAAGCUAUUAUACCAGUAGAAGUUUUUUGAAUUCCAUA